GCUAUGCAUGGCGUCAUCUACCAGGAUAUGUAAAGGUAUAUAAAUACAGCCGCCGUUGAAUUGACGCAACCGCUCAGUCAGUGGACAGCAAGCAGGAUGUUCCCAACUUUGGCCUAAAUCUUGGGUGCGAGCGUCUCUGAACGAGUUAAGUCUGUCGCUCUAAAGUGCACAUUGCAUGCAAGACACACUUUCCUUCUUUUGGUUGUUCGCGAAGAGGUUGUGGUGUGGUUGUUCAAAGUUGCUGUUCGUCUUCAGAAUUUCCCUUUUUGUCACGUGUGCAUAUAUUAUGUGGUGUUUGAAAACGAACGGUUUUCUAAACUAUUCUUAGAAAAUUAAUCGUCGUUUCAAUUCGACAAUACUGUAGAUUUUUGUUUGUUUUUAUUUUAAUCGAGGAACUCAUAAAUUUAUUAGGCUUUCGAGUGAGGAAUAAUAAUAUUUUUGUCUAGUACUUGAGAACACAGUCCAAGCUCAGCGGCAAUGCAUUUCUUAGGAAUCACCACGCUGACGUCACUCCUUCUGUGUGUGACGUCAUACCGGCACUACCAGCUGAAGAUCCCAAACGGUAACGCUGUCCCCCACCCGUGCAAAGCCAACUACAUCUGGAAGGGCGUGGGUCACUUCCAAGUGGCGGGGACAGGCGUCAGGAACGUGUUUGGGGAGGACUUUGCCGCCGCCGGACAUACUUAAAAACUGUCAACUUCACUUUCCCACCAACUCCUGUCCCUGCGAAGGAGACAAUUUACAUCUGCCAAAUUUUCGAAGUUCCCGAUGGAGAUUUCCACAUGGUGGCCACCCAGCCUAUAGUUGAUAACGAGGGUGUUCUUCACCAUAUGAGUCUAUUUGGAUGUGCUGGAGACGAAGAGAUAACGAACCAACCGUUUGAAUGUGACAUGGUGGCCACUAAGAACUGCCAAGACUUUAUCAGCAUCUGGUCUGUUGGUCUGGCCGGCGAGUGUUAUCACCCGGAUGCUGGUGUGAGAAUUGGGACCAACGGAUACAAGAAGGUGGCACUGCAGUUUCAUUGGAACAACCCGGAAAAGCGAGCAGGUCUCACUGACGCAUCAGGGAUGCAAAUACACUACACACCAAACAGACGUCUCAAUGAUGCGGGUAUGCUGAUCACCGGCUCGGACCAGUUCUACCUUUCCCCUGGACAGCAGGAGGUCGGUGUCUCCAGCACAUGCACUCCCGCCUGCACAGCACAACUCCUAAGAGGACCUAUCAGCAUCACGGCCGCCUGGAACCACAUGCACUACGCCGGUAUCAAAAUGAACAUCGAGGUGCGUAGAAAUGGCUCGUCCUUCACCUAUCUGACCAACGACCCAAUCUACAGCUACGACAGUCCGGAUGUCUCCUUAGCAAUAUUCUACCGAAACACGUUUCUGGAUACGAGUUCCUGGCCCGCAUAGCCUCUUGCAGCACACAAGUGCACAAUGCGUUGAAUACCAACAACAACAACAACAACAACAACAACAACAACAACAACAACAACAACAACAACAACAACAACGGACCAGGAGGCUCCGCAGGCGGGCUCAUGGCAAUGAGCAGUUUGGUUUUUCUCUCAACUUCAUCUCUUAUUGUCUGGUUCAGACUGUAAAUAUUCCAUAACGGACU
Messenger RNA from Aplysia californica (California sea hare), 1617 nucleotides. RefSeq lists its product as uncharacterized. Gene Ontology annotation, molecular function: copper ion binding; dopamine beta-monooxygenase activity. The record is from RefSeq and is a predicted model, not a curated record. NCBI's taxonomy places the organism in Eukaryota, Metazoa, Mollusca, Gastropoda, Aplysiida, Aplysiidae.